Terrapene triunguis (Three-toed box turtle) is the source of this 2492-nucleotide messenger RNA. RefSeq names its product RAD50 interactor 1 (gene RINT1). Lineage: Eukaryota; Metazoa; Chordata; Testudines; Emydidae. Gene Ontology annotation, biological process: regulation of ER to Golgi vesicle-mediated transport; retrograde vesicle-mediated transport, Golgi to endoplasmic reticulum; endoplasmic reticulum to Golgi vesicle-mediated transport. Gene Ontology annotation, cellular component: Dsl1/NZR complex. Bases 106 to 2412 code for a protein of 768 amino acids. The record is from RefSeq and is a predicted model, not a curated record. The transcript is spliced from 14 exons.
UGGCAGGUGGCAGAGCUGAGGGGGCGGGGCAGAGCCCCAGGCGCUCGGCGGGGGGUGAAUAAUUCGCGUCCGUUUCUGCCGUAACGUUCUGCAGGUGAUGAAAACAUGGCAGCCAUUAAUGUUGGAAGGGAACAAGUCACUAGAGACCCAGAUCGCUGUGACAUCCCUUACUAUGUAGCUGAAUUUGUUGAAAGAGAAGUUGGAACUGACCUUAAUUGUCUAAGGAAACUUGGCAAACUUAUAGAGGAGCUAUCAGAAAAUAAAAAGCAAUUAGAGGAACAGGUACUUACAGUUUCAUCAGAAGUCCCCAAAAGAAUUCAGAAUGCCUUAAAGAGUGCAGAGGAUUCUAAGAAGUCUCUUAGUCAGCUCCUGGAGGAAGAAACUGUUUUAUUUGAUUCAAUUAAUAGCCACCUAUUGACAGCCCAGCCAUGGAUGGAGGAUCUUGGUGUACUGAUUAGUCAAAUAGAAGAGGUUGAACGACACCUUGCUUAUCUAAAAUGGAUUUCACAAAUAGAAGAGUUAAGUGAUAAUAUUCAGCAGUAUCUCAUGACCAACAAUGUGCCAGAGGCAGCUACUACUCUGGCAUCCAUGGCAGAAUUGGAUAUUAAGCUUCAGGAGUCGUCUUGUUCUCAUCUUCUUACUUUUGUGAGGUCUACUGUUAAGUUCUGGCAUAAAAUUCUUAAGGACAAACUGUCAAGCGAUUUUGAGGAAAUAUUAACUCACCUUCAUUGGCCAUUUGUUGGGCCACCACAGUCUCAGGUUUUUGGCCUUGCUGCACCGGCUAAUGUUCCAGAAAUAUAUAAUAAUUUGGAGACUCUGUUUUCUCAGCUUCUGAAAUUGCAAACAUCAGAUGAAUUACUAACUAAACCAAAACAACUGCCAGAGAAGUAUUCUCUGCCUCCAUCACCACCUAUUAUCCUUCCAAUGCAAAUCAUGCUGAACUCUCUUCAGAAAAGAUUCAAGUAUCAUUUUACUGGGAAUAGACAAACUAAUAUUUUAAGCAAGCCUGAGUGGUACCUAACCCAGGCACUCAUGUGGAUUGGAAAUCACGCAAAAUUCCUUGAUGAUAAAAUCCAGCCAAUAUUGGACAAGGCAGGCUCUUCAGUCAAUGCAAGGCUUGAAUUUUCCCGUGCUCUAGUAAUGCUGAUUUUGGAGAAGUUGGCUGCUGAUAUCCCUUGCCUAUUGUAUGACGAUAAUCUCUUUUGUCAUCUCGUGGAUGAGGUGCUUCUAUUUGAAAGAGAGCUAUACGCUACUCAUGGAUAUCUCAGCAGCUUUCCCAGUUGCAUGCAUAUUCUGUCAGAAGAAACCUGUUUUCAAAGGUGGCUAACUGUGGAAAGAAAAUUUGCUCUUCAAAAGAUGGACUCUAUACUUUCAUCUGAAGCUGCCUGGGUAUCGCAAUAUAAAGAUAUCACUGAUGUAGAUGAAAUGAAAGUCCCAGACUGUGCUGAAACUUUUACGACUCUGUUACAGGUUAUCACAGACAGGUAUAAGAAUCUUCCUACAGCAUCUAGAAAACUACAGUUCUUGGAGUUACAAAAAGACUUAGUUGAUGACUUCAGAAUCCGGUUAACUCAAGUUAUGAAGGAAGAGACUAGAGCUUCUUUAGCCUUCCGUUAUUGUGCCAUUCUUAAUGCUGUUAACUAUAUAGCAACAGUAUUAGCAGACUGGGCUGACAAUGUUUUCUUCUUGGAGCUUCAGCAGGCUGCGCUGGAGGUUUGUGCAGACAGUAAUGCUCUCAGUAAGCUACAGCUAGGACAGUUAGCUUGUAUGGAAAGCUCUGUCUUUGAUGACAUGAUUAACCUCCUAGAACGCCUAAAACAUGAUAUGUUGACCCGCCAAGUAGACCAUGUCUUCCGGGAGGUCAAAGAUGCUGCAAAACUGUACAAAAAAGAGAGGUGGUUAUCUUUGCCAUCCCAGGCAGAGCAGGCAGUAAUGUCCUUAUCCAGUACAGCUUGCCCACUGUUGUUGACAUUAAGAGAUCGUUUGCUGCAGUUAGAACAGCAGCUCUGUUACUCGCUGUUUAAAAUCUUCUGGCAAAUGCUUGCAGAGAAAGUGGAUAUGUUCAUCUAUCAAGAGGUAAUUCUGGCUAAUCACUUCAAUGAAGGAGGAGCAGCACAACUUCAGUUUGAUAUGACUAGGAAUCUUUUCCCUUUAUUUUCCCACUAUUGCAAAAGGCCAGAAAAUUAUUUCAAACACAUAAAAGAAGCCUGCAUUAUCUUGAAUCUAAAUGUUGGCUCUGCCCUCCUUUUGAAAGAUGCACUGCAUUCAGCCUCAGAAAAUGGAACUAUCUUGGAUCCAAACCAGCCCUCUGCCACAGCAGUGUUAAAUGAACUUGGAGUUUACAAAUUAGCUCAACAGGAUGUUGAGAUUUUACUUAAUUUGAGAACAAACUGGCCUAAUAUAGGAAAAUAAGUAAAGAUCUUCAAGGAAAAUGGUUAGAAGUAAAAUAUCUGUUCUAGGUUAUUUAUCUGAAUAAAGGUGAAGUCAAGCUA